This is a messenger RNA of Paracoccidioides brasiliensis Pb18, 1785 nucleotides long. RefSeq names its product eukaryotic translation initiation factor 3 subunit D. Gene Ontology annotation, biological process: translational initiation. The record is from RefSeq and is a predicted model, not a curated record. The transcript is spliced from 2 exons. Gene Ontology annotation, cellular component: cytoplasm; eukaryotic translation initiation factor 3 complex. Gene Ontology annotation, molecular function: translation initiation factor activity. Bases 1 to 1785 code for a protein of 594 amino acids.
AUGGCCCUUACCUCCAUCACAGAUAUCGUUGCCUCCCUCCCGUCAGAGGACUCAUGGGGCCCUCCCGUUACCAGCGAAAGCACUCUUGAUGGCGUUCCAUAUGCUCCAUUCUCUAAAGGCGAUAAGCUAGGCCGGAUGGCAGAUUGGGCGACUGAAGGGAAAGAUGGGCGAGAUGGACGUGGUGGUAGACAGGCAUAUAAUCGCGUCUACAGAGAUCAACAAGUAUAUGGUGCAGGGACAUCAAGUCUUUUCUCUGUGCAGGUGGCUGAGGACGAAUCCUCCUUCUCCGUCGUCGACAACACCAGAUCAUCUACAAAGACUCGCGGGUUUGGUCGUGGCGGCGGCACCAUAUUCCGAGGCCGCGGCCAACGAGGUGGUUCAGGACAACGUGGUCGAAGUGGCUUCCAAAGAGUGGGUGCAGGGCGAGGUGGCCAGCCCGGUGGAGAUCGGUACUACGAUAACCGUGGUGGUCGAGGUGGACGGGGCCGUCGUUUUGGGUGGAGAGAUUACGAUAAGCCCCAGCGCAACCGCGACAGCUCUGUCCACAUCCGCACCGAGUGGACAAUGCGGGAGGAAAUCGAUUUCACAAGGCUCUCGAAGCUCAACCUGGAGACCCCCGAUGGUGAAGAUAUUGACAAUUAUGGAUUCCUCUACUAUUAUGAUCGCGCGUACGAUAAACCUCCCGUGCGAAACACUGAGCGGAAACUAAUCUCUCUCGACCGUGCGGCGUACAACGUUACCACCACUGCCGAUCCAAUUAUCCAAGAACUGGCUGAAAAGGAUGAGGCCACCGUGUUCGCAACGGCUGAUAUUCUUUCCAUGCUGAUGUGUGCCCCCCGCAGCGUAUACUCAUGGGAUAUCGUCAUCAUUCAACAAGGCAACAAGAUCUACCUGGACAAACGUGACAACGCCUCUAUUGACUUGGUGACAGUCAAUGAGAACGCCGCAGAUGCUCCCCUUGAGGCGUCAGAAGCAGGAGGCAACAAACAAGAUUCCAUAAAUACCCCCAGUGCUCUCGCCAUCGAGGCCACUGUCAUCAACCAUAACUUUGCUCUCCAGACGGUGAUUGAAUCCGAAACAUCUAAGUUUGAAUUUAGCCACCCCAAUCCCUUCUACAAUCCGUCUGAAGAGACCGAACCCCUUGCCUCCAAGGGUUACAAAUAUCGUCGCUUUGAUCUCUCUCUCGAGAAAGAUGAGGAACCUCUUCACCUGAUCGUGCGCACUGAAGUCGAUGCUGUCGUCAAGAACAACAUCAGCGGUGACGACCAACAGCUUACCCUCAAGGCCCUCAACGAAUUCGACCACAAAUCUCAGGGUGCCGGCGGUGCACUUGACUGGCGCACUAAACUCGUCUCGCAGCGCGGAGCCGUCGUCGCCACUGAGAUGAAGAACAACAGCUGCAAGCUUGCUCGAUGGGCAACGCAGGCGAUCCUGGCGAAAGCCGAUACGAUGAAACUCGGCUUCGUGUCCCGCGCCAAUCCAAAAUCGGCAUCUGCUCACAUCAUCCUAGGCGUAGUUGGUUACAAGCCACGUGAGUUCGCGGCACAAAUGAACUUGAAUCUGUCGAAUGGAUGGGGUAUUGUUCGGACGAUUGUGGACUUGGUUCGGGGUCUGGAGCAUGAUGACGAAGAAGAAAAUGAUAUGCACAAGUUUGUGCUUGUGAAGGAUCCGAAUAAGCCCGUUAUUCGACUCUAUCAGAUCCCAGUGAAUACAUUCGAAGAGGACGAGGAUGCGGCGGAGACGGUGAAGGAGGAUAAGGAGGAUGAGAAUGAGGAUGAGGCUUAA